AGCCCAACCGACCCGGCCAGUCGCUCCUCGGAAGCCGACGAGAAAACAUCUCUCUCCUCGUAAAAUCGUCUUCCGAUUUCUUGUCUUGAAAAGAUGCUCGCUCGGAGUGUUCUUGUCACCGGUUGCAGCCGCGGCAUCGGCUUGGAGUUCGUGCGACAGCUGGUAUCGUGCGAUAAACCUCCGGCCGUGGUCAUAGGUACUUGCAGGAAUCCGGACAAAGCCACAGAACUGCAAGAACUCGCCAAGAAAUAUUCAAACCUGAAGAUCAUCAAAUUUGACGUGACAGACUACGCCAGCCUCCCCCGCGUGGUCGAGGAGGUAGGCCAGGCCGUGGGCGAGGGCGGCCUCAACCUCCUGAUCAACAACGCGGGCGUCAUGGACAAGUGCCCCUCGCAGAUGUUCGGCGUGCCCCUCCAGCACCUCGAGGCCAAGCUGUUCAGUGAGGUCCUCGAGACCAACACCACGGCGCCCCUCAUGCUGAUCAAGGAGCUGCUCCCCCUCCUCAGAAAGGCCGCGGCGUCGGGUGGAGGUCCUGUGGGCGUGUCCAGGGCAGCCGUGAUCAACAUGUCCACCAUCCUGGCUUCGAUGGGCAGCUUCGUUGGCAACGCUGACAUCUACGGCUACCGGGCGAGCAAGACCGCCCUCAACAUGCUGACGAAGGCCCUGUCGGUGGACUUGGGGCACGAGGGCCUGCUGUUCGUGGCGCUGCACCCCGGCUGGGUCCAGACCGACAUGGGCACGAGCGCGGGCAUGCUGACGACGGAGCAGAGCGUCAAGGACAUGAUCCAGCUGAUGGCGACGCUGACGGAGAAGAACAACGGCUGUUUUAUUUCGCACGACGGGAGCGAGCUGCCCUGGUGAGGCGGGGCGCGCAUGGCGGGCUUCGACUCUAGGGUGAAGGGUAUUUGUUUGUCUUGGUUCCCGAUUCUCGUACCGUUCUUUUUCAUCUGAUAAUAAUCUUUUUCUGUGUUUGUCCUCAUCAUUUUUCUUCCUCUUCCUCUGUUUUUUUCCUUUUUUUUUCAUUCUCUCCCUUUUCCUCCUCCACCACUACCUCUUCUUCUUCUUCUUCUUCUUUCUCCACCUCUUCUCCUCCUCCUCCUUCUUCUCUUUAAUAUUCCUUCUAGUUUGUCAGAUAAAGAGUGCCAAUUGUAAAUCAAACACGUUUUAAUAAAUUAUAAAAAAAAUAA
This is a messenger RNA of Penaeus monodon (black tiger shrimp), 1187 nucleotides long. RefSeq names its product C-factor-like. The coding region runs from base 94 to 861 and encodes 255 amino acids. The record is from RefSeq and is a predicted model, not a curated record. Lineage: Eukaryota; Metazoa; Arthropoda; Malacostraca; Decapoda; Penaeidae. The transcript is spliced from 5 exons.